AAAUAUUAUCUUUCGCCACAGCUAAGCAUUGAGUUCUAUCGUCAUAAUAGUUGUUUGAUCCUACUUAGAAUUGCAAAUUUAUAAACAUAGAUUAAUUAUAAAUGUAACCGUGCUUUAAAUUUCAAAACACAAAUCGUGGUUUGGCCAAACAAUUUUUUUUUUCACCAGAUACGUUGUUUGGUGAGGCUCGUUACAAAAAAUCACUAUCUCUCAUACACUUUAUGCAAGAUCAACGGGAAAAAAAACGCUGCUUCCUAUACAUCAAAUUUAUUUUAAUAAGUUUUCUCGUGCAAUAUAUAUUAACUAAUACAUAAAAUAAAAAUUGUACAAAAUUAUCUUAUUUCAAAAUAGUUAUUGGGGUUAUCUAAAGCAAAUGUGAACUUUGUGUCUGCUAUAAAUAUAUUUAAAAGAAGCAUCGAUAGUUACAUAAAAUUUUCUGUGUUUAUUUGUCAUUUUGGUAUUUUGUUGUGGAUUUUUGUAGUAAAUGUAUAGAACUUGUAAUGCAGAGUAAAUGUUUGAAAUUGUCAUUGGAUCAAUGGAUUUGGGGCCCUACUGCACAUUGGAAACUUUACUAUUCAUUAAAAAAAUAUGGAGGAAAAUGGGCUUCUGCACUUUUAGCUGAAUCAGAGAGAGAAAAAGAGUACAGUGGAAUUGUUAAAUCAGAGAAAAAUGAAAAAUGUAAGCCUUGUUUUACUCAAGCAUCAAAUGAAAUUGAUGCCAAUUCAACAUACUCUCGUCAAAUUAUCAUUGCUGGAGUAUCAAAAAAUAAAUACCGUAGUAGAGAUAAGUUUUGUUUUAAAAGGUCUUAUUCUAAUUUAUCUAUUAAAAAUGAAGGGAGUAUAACAAAUGAUGAAGCUAAUAAAAUGGUUUGGUGCAACGAAAAAGUAAUAAAUAUCAAUAAAGAUGUUGUAUCAAAGUGUCAUACAAAUCAGCUCGCAUCGAAUUCUCCUAAUGAAGAUCAAAUUUCUAUCACACAGUUUGAUUUAGAGAAUGGUACUUUAUUUACUGUACUUGAUGGUCAUGGUGGUCAUUUAUUUGGUGAAGAGGUCAAAGUAAGGCUGCCAUAUUAUCUCCAAGCUGCUCUAUUGAACAAGGAUUUCAAUGAAAACUUUUAUGAAUCUGUUUUUAACUUAAUUCAAAACAGUACAGAUUUACAUAUAAAAGAUGAACCAUGGAUGAAAGAGUUACUAGCUUAUGUAAAAACAAGCAAUAAGGAAUUUCCACUAUUAGAAUCCUCUGAAAAUGAUAAUUUCUUUAAAACUCAAGAAAAAAAAAUGGAAGAAGCUAUUAAGAAUGCUUUUGUAAAACUUGACUUAGACAUCAUUAAUGAACUUCAAAAUUUAUCAAAGCUAAAUAAACUUGACACUAGAGGUAUUAAAACAGCAUUAUCUGGAUGCUGUGCUUUGUCUGCAUACAUAGUAAAAGAUGAAGUAUUUAUAGCUAAUGUAGGUGAUUGUCGUGCAGUAUUGGGAAAACAUCUUAAUAGUGAAUGGUCAUCUGUGCAAUUGACAACAGAUCACACUGCAGUUUCGAAUGCUUCAGAAGUAAGGAGAAUAUUAUCUAAACAUCCAGCUGAAGAAAGUCGAAGUUGUAUCCAGUAUGGUAGGUUAUUAGGACGGUUAGCACCACUUAGAGCUUUAGGUGAUAUGCAAUUUAAGCUUCCAAAUGAAGAACUCCGUGAUGUAUUCAAAACAAUGCCUAAAUAUAAUCCAAUCCAAGCUUCAAAAACUCCUCCUUAUUUAACUGCUGAACCUGAAAUGUUUCAUUAUAAACUAGAAAAGCAUGACAAGUUCAUUGUUUUAGCCAGUGAUGGUUUAUGGGAUAUGUUAAGUAAUGAUGAAGUAGUCGAGUUGGUUGGUGCAUACAUUGAGGGACGUCAAAUUGACUUAUUAAAAGAAAGGGCAUGUUAUUACUGUGUUCCAAAUUAUGAAGACUUAGUAAGCUCAGAUAAUGCUUUUGUCAAAGAUGAAAAUGUUGCUAGUUUUCUCAUUCGCUUUGCACUUGGUGGUUAUGAUCCAAACAAUCUCCGAUCAAUGUUAUCAAUCCCUCAUCCAGAUGUUCGUUUGUUUCGUGAUGAUAUUACAGUAAUGGUUAUUUUUUUAAAUAGCUUGAAUUUUUAAUUGUCUAGGAAAUAUUUAUGUGACAGUUUAACAAAUUUAACACUUGCUCUCCAAGGUUUAUGUUGCAGUAUUCCUUUAGUUUAAGGACUUGUUAAAUGUCAUCUUUUUAAUUUUGUAUAAAACUCAUAUAUAAAACUUAUAAAUAUUUUCGUAAAUUAUGAAUGUAAAUAAAGAUUAAUAAAAUUUUCACAAUUUUUAGAGCUUUUUCGAGUUGA
Messenger RNA from Hydra vulgaris (swiftwater hydra), 2335 nucleotides. Its product is annotated as pyruvate dehydrogenase [acetyl-transferring]-phosphatase 2, mitochondrial. Gene Ontology annotation, molecular function: [pyruvate dehydrogenase (acetyl-transferring)]-phosphatase activity. Gene Ontology annotation, biological process: protein dephosphorylation. The record is from RefSeq and is a predicted model, not a curated record. Gene Ontology annotation, cellular component: mitochondrion. NCBI's taxonomy places the organism in Eukaryota, Metazoa, Cnidaria, Hydrozoa, Anthoathecata, Hydridae.